AUUGGGCCUACAUGUCAGCGCGCUCCUCUCACUCCUGUAGCUCUUCCCAUUGGUCCGUUACGCUAAACGGAACCCGGAAGUGCUUUGUUUUGAUCAUGCAGCUGAAAUGACUGAAAGUGGAGCUCAGCUGUUCGCCCGUCUGGAGGCUCGUCGCUGUCUGAAGGACAUCGAGAACAAACUGUUUCCUGGAGACGGAGGACCUGAACCCGGUGAGGUGGUGGAGCUGUACGGACCAGAGGGGACAGGUAAGACGGAGCUCCUGUACCACCUUCUGAGUCGCUGUCUGCUGCCUCUGAGCGCCGGAGGGCUGGAGGUGGACGUUGUGUUCAUGGCACCGAUUAUAGUCUGGACAUGUUAAGACUGGUC
Gymnodraco acuticeps is the source of this 366-nucleotide messenger RNA. RefSeq names its product DNA repair protein XRCC2-like. Gene Ontology annotation, biological process: double-strand break repair via homologous recombination; DNA strand invasion. NCBI's taxonomy places the organism in Eukaryota, Metazoa, Chordata, Actinopteri, Perciformes, Bathydraconidae. The record is from RefSeq and is a predicted model, not a curated record. Gene Ontology annotation, molecular function: four-way junction DNA binding. The coding region runs from base 107 to 358 and encodes 83 amino acids. Gene Ontology annotation, cellular component: centrosome; replication fork; Rad51B-Rad51C-Rad51D-XRCC2 complex. The transcript has 4 exons.